Messenger RNA from Amoebophrya sp. A25, 1921 nucleotides. Lineage: Eukaryota; Dinophyceae; Syndiniales; Amoebophryaceae. The record is from the annotation of a GenBank genome assembly.
AUGGCGUUCCUGUUGUCGAUCGUGAUGCUCGGACUCUUGGUGAUACCAAGCAUAAUAUGGGCGCUGGUAUAUUUUUUACUACACUUGUACUACAUUUGUACUAAUAUCGGCUCCUACGUUUGUACUAAUAUCGGCUCCUACUUGUACUAAUAUGGGCUCCUACUUGUACUAAUAUGGGCUCCUACUUGUACUAAUAUGGGCUCCUACUUGUACUAAUAUGGGCUCCUACUUGUACUAAUAUGGGCUCCGACUUGUACUACAUUUGUAGUGAGGACAAGAAUAUACCUUGAACUUCAACAACAGAAGCCUUACCAUAUCGACAUUGCGGUUCUCAUAUCAAAAAGAAAUUUGCGGUUCUCAUAUCAAAAAAAAAUUGCGGUACUCAUAUCAAAAAAAAAUUAGUUCGGCGGUGAACCAGAGGCCUCGCAUAACUCAUGGUGGAACAAUGAGGAUAAACAUUUCCCACUGUGGUUCUUUAUCGUGGCUUUCUUAACGGCCUCUUUCGGUGCGGUUUUAGCAGUGCUUGUGGGACUCUUGUGUGGGUACAGUUAUUCUUAUUUGUUAGAGGGUAACAAGAACUACACGCUACUACCUAGUAACAAGCAAUUACUUUUACUAGAGGAACUUGUUAUAGCUUAGUUCAUGCAAAUACAAGUGGCAUGACCUUUGGGCUACCUAGCAACCAGUGACGACCACUGGUCUUCUUGUCAUCCAAUCUUCAGGUACCACGUUUUCCUGUCGUACAACGGGAUUACAACAAAGGAACACUGGCGGGGGACACAUGAUUAAGGCAAAAUCUUGAAAGUUUUUCAGUUCAGGUGAGUGGAACUUACAUCAGAGAUGAUCUAUCAGCAAAACAAUCUGUCAGCUAGUUAGCAACAAUCUGAAUCUUCGGUUUCCUAGUCGUUUUUUUCCUAGCAAGCUUAUGGGCGUAGCUCACUUGGUCUUCCACGCACUCUAAAGCAAGUUGAAGCAUAAGAUGAAGACGCUCCUACAGGGUGGUGGGCCAGCGAUGUUUAACCCGCGGCAGCGGAUCGACGUGAAAAAAUGGAAGCACGUCUCGGAGAAUCGCCUCUAGAGAGGGAUGCGUUUUCGCAGGUUUUCUAAAUGCUGAAGAGAAUCAAGAGUAAUGAAAAUUAAUGAUAAUGAUUCAGGUACUUAAUUCAAAUUCUCCUUGUGUGAAUUGUGAGUACCAGCACCGGUACUCUCGGCAGGAUGUUGCCUAAUAGAGGAGACGGAGGGCAAUUCACUUAUGGUAGAAGUCGUGAGCAACACCAAUACAAUUUUUUGAAUGGUGUCGCGUCUAUUUUGCCCGUUCCGAUCGAUCCAAACACUUUCAGCUUAUCUGAUAACGCAGUCUCGAUACAAAGAUUUUAGCUUAUCAAACACUUAGGAGUUGUCUCGACAUGAAUAUGAAUAUCCACAAAAAAGCAAUUAUAAUGGCCAAGAAUAGGUAUCUAUAGGUAAUAGCAAAAGUGACCUGUUGUGGUCAAGCUUUUAUCAGUGAGUUUCAGCCGUAGAAGUCGUAUGGUCCUUCGUAGCUAUUGUAAAUAGGAGACCCGAUCGUUCGUAGGCAUAUCAGCACAAAUAUCUACUGACUGUGCAUAAAAUGUAAAUGUAGUCACCCCUUCACUACGCACGCAAGGACAUAAUAUUUUGUGCAGGGAAUAUCUACAUGCGCAUCAAUUAUUUUGAUCAUCAGGUUUUUUUAGUGUACCAAUAACCUCUAACUGCUGUAGUUGUACUUGUAUACUUGCUCGUUUGAAAUUAAAUCUUGAGUCUUUUCGGAUUAGUGCAUUCGCAAUCUUUGAGGACAUGUUUCAUCGGUGGAAAUCAAAAGCAAAACAAAGUUGAGUUGGAAAGAAAAGAAGGCAGGAAUCUUUUUCCAGUCACAUUGGAUGUAGCGUCUAACCCUGUCAAG